AUGUUAAUAUUGGGCCUGGGAUGUUACUCGGGAGUUAAAUUGUAUAAGGAAACUAUUUGUGGUAAAGACAACUGCUGCAAGUAUGAAUUGACGUUGACUCUCAUCACGGGAAAUAGUACGGGACCGGCGCUUAACGAUCACAUUUGGGCGGACCGUUUCACGAUCCCGUGGCUGUUACGAGCUCACGACUCUCUCAUCGAGGAUCCAGCACCCAGCGAGGAGGAUCCACACACACAGACAUAG
Molecule: messenger RNA, 243 nt
Organism: Cotesia congregata
Lineage: Eukaryota; Metazoa; Arthropoda; Insecta; Hymenoptera; Braconidae
Source: the annotation of a GenBank genome assembly